AGCUUUGCUCUUAUUUGGGCUUUGAUAAAUGCGUGCGGCAAUUUGAACAAAGACUGAUGGAAGCAGAUCAUUCUCCCCGGAAAGAGUGUGUAAUGUGUGUGUGAUGGAGGUAAACGCGGAACUCCUGAAUAACGAGGGGGUGUUGGUGGUGGUGAGAUUUUGGUGGUUUAAAGAUGCUCAGGUCCUGAAUGAAUUCUUGUAGUGUCCAUCCGAGGAUCACAAAUGUCCACCUCAAACGCUUUCUGGUUCAUUUCAGGUGCCUCGUCGACUGCGCCAUUUCUUUAACACUAAGCACAAUAACACUGAUACAUUUAGCACGGCAAACUGUUGCUGUUUUCAUCAAACUGCUAGUAUUGUCGUUUUCCAACAGUCGAUGCGUUAAAGUCAUACGAGGAGCUGGUGAGAUGCGAGUGUAAUGUGUAAAACCCGUUUCUUUGAGCUCCUCGUACAGGCUUUUAAUCAACGUUAGCACGAUGCCAGCAGCCGCUGCGAGAUCAAACCUCCUCACGACAGCAGCAUUGCUUGAUCGGUCGAGUUUGAAUGAUAGGUUUAUGUCUGGUAUUAUUGAACUUCACGUACAGGAGCCCGCCGCCGUCAAGCCCUUAGAAAACUGCUCUUCUCCACGUGCUUUGUGUUCUCAGCACCUGUUUCCUGCUUCUCCUGCCAUUAAUAGGAAAUCAAACAGAGCAAAGGAGAAAAAGCAGAGAAGACUCGAAGAACGGGCAGCUAUGGAUGCAGUUUGUGCAAAGGUGGAGGCAGCCAAUAAGCUUGAAGAUCCUCUUUCUGCAAUGCCAGUGUUCAAAAAGUAUGACAGAAAUGGGCUAAACCUGGAGAUUGAGUGUAAACGGGUAACUGCAUUGAGUCCAGAUACAGUGGAGUGGGCCUAUGAGUUGACUAGAGCCAACAUGCAGACGCUAUAUGAACAGAGUGAGUGGGGAUGGAAGGAGAGAGAGAAAAGGGAGGAGAUGAAGGACGAGAGAGCAUGGUAUCUCCUUGCCCGUGAUGCUGACUCCACACCUUUAGCGUUUUCACACUUUCGAUUUGAUGUGGAGUGUGGAGAUGAGGUUUUAUAUUGUUAUGAAGUGCAGUUGGAGAGUAAAGUCAGACGGAAAGGCCUGGGGAAGUUUCUCAUCCAAAUCCUUCAGCUUAUCGCCAACAGCACGCAAAUGAAAAAGGUCAUGCUGACAGUAUUUAAACACAACCACGGUGCUUACCAGUUCUUUAGGGAGGCUUUACAGUUUGAGAUUGACGAAACGUCACCCAGUAUGACCGGUUGCUGUGGAGAAGACUGCUCCUAUGAGAUUCUGAGCCGGAGAACAAAGUACGGCGAGGCCUCGGGACAUGCGCAUGGGGGCGGCCACUGUGGAGGCUGCUGCCAUUAAGAGCAAGCCUUCCUCUGUUGUUUCAGAGCUUCCUCAUCCUCGUUCCCUACCCUGCUCCAUCACCCAAAAUCCCCUCUUAGGAAGCCCUUAAAACAGUCUCUCCUGCCCAUAAUCAGCAAUGAGACCCCAUCGAUGCUUGCUCUUGGUUUUUAACUUAAAAAGCUCAUUCACCAUUUCACAUAGUAAGUGACAUUUUCAGUCUCAAAGGUUUGAAUGAUGACAAAAUGGCAGUGAAGGCCACUGUGAGCCAAAUGUAACCUUUUUCACCUCAGGUAUCAGCAUGGUGAGGCUCAACUGUAUGUCUUUGCAUUCUGUCCAGAUGCAAAAAAGAGCCUGCGGUGUUUUUUUUGUUUUUUUUCCCUCUCCAGAAACUGUCUGUCACUCAUCAGCUGUUUUAUUACCAUAGUGAGUGAAUGCAGGUUUUGGUCACAGUGGUUGUUACAGCCGUUUCACUCUAUACCACUUUUCAGGGUAAUUGUAUUUUAACUAAAAGCUGAUGUUUGCUUAUCACUUCAAGAAACAGAAUACGACGAUCUGUACUGUUUAUAAUUAGUAAUCACUCAACCUAGACUGUCUCAGGUCAUUCAACUUAUAACAAAAUGUUUUAUAACAGCUGUGUUUGGAAAUUGGUGGAUGAAGAUUAUGUUGCUGUUUGAUUUGAUACAGGGGUUGGCAUGUUAGCUAUGAUGGACCCUUAGUGUAGAAAUAUACUUUCAUUUUAGUUUUUUUUUUUUUUUAUCAUAACAUUCUUUUAUCAUGUCAUUACUGUAUAUUUCCAUUUUUUUCUUCUUUGUAUAUAAUCCGUUUGCCAUGUACAUUUUAUUUGCCUUCGAAGACAUUGGAAAAAUGAUAUACAAAAUAGUUUGAGAGAUGAGUGUUCCGGUCUUGUGCUCUCUUGUUGAACUGAAACGAAAGGUCAUUCCAGCUUUAUGUGUUUGAUUUGUAUGCAACAAAUAAAGGAAUCUUGUUUGA
Molecule: messenger RNA, 2354 nt
Organism: Onychostoma macrolepis
Lineage: Eukaryota; Metazoa; Chordata; Actinopteri; Cypriniformes; Cyprinidae
Gene: naa40
Product: N-alpha-acetyltransferase 40, NatD catalytic subunit
Exons: 8
Coding region: 474-1382 (302 amino acids)
Cellular component (GO): nucleus
Molecular function (GO): protein N-terminal-serine acetyltransferase activity; histone H4 acetyltransferase activity; histone H2A acetyltransferase activity
Source: RefSeq, a predicted model, not a curated record